AUGGACAACUCCACCCCGCAACCGAACCCAAAUCCAACCGCAGACCCAGCCGCAAACACAGAUGACCAACGUCAAAAAGAAGCGCUGGCAGCCUUUACCGCAACACUCCACUCAGUUGGAACAAACCUCGAGGCGCCGCUCCGCGACCGUGCAGCAAACAUCCAAUCCAACGCGAAGGCGCUGGAAAGGCAAGAAGCCGAACUAGCGGAGAAUACGCAGCGACUGGCGCGGCAAAAUCAGCAGUGGAUCGGAUUCGCGGACGAGACGCGCGAUGGAUUAAAGGAGAUUGGGGAUGUGCAGAAUUGGACGGAGAUGAUCGAGUGUGAUUUGCUGGCCUUGGAGGAUAUGAUGGAUAAUGUUGAGAGGAGUCAUGGGGAACAUGCAAGUGAGGAUGGCGAUGACCGGGAGGAUAGUGAUACAGAACUGAAUGGCAAUGUAAAUGGGCUAAAUGGACAUGCUGAUAUUGAUGCUAAUGGGAAGAAAGUGGAUCAGCCGACGAAAGGGUGGUUGCGAUGGUGGUGA
Penicillium vulpinum is the source of this 522-nucleotide messenger RNA. RefSeq lists its product as uncharacterized. The record is from RefSeq and is a predicted model, not a curated record. The transcript has a single exon. The coding region runs from base 1 to 522 and encodes 173 amino acids. Gene Ontology annotation, cellular component: BLOC-1 complex. Gene Ontology annotation, biological process: endosomal transport. NCBI's taxonomy places the organism in Eukaryota, Fungi, Ascomycota, Eurotiomycetes, Eurotiales, Aspergillaceae.